GCGUUCAGCAGCAGCGCCGGCCACAUCUAUUUUUCCUUCUCACAUUUCUCCCAUUUUUUCCGCAGGAGCCAACACGAGCUUGGUAACGGCUUUGCUCAUCCCACUGCCGCUUCCUUCUCCCGGCCAAUGGCCUGCUGCCCCUCCGUCUCUCUAUCACACGGGGUUGCGUUCAGCAGCAGCGCCGGCCACAUCUAUUUUUCCUUCUCACAUUUCUCCCACUUUUGCAGCAGGAGCCGACUCGAGCGUGAGGAUGCCUCCGCUAACGAGUCAGGCCCCGGUUUUCGCUGCAGGAGCCGACACGAGCGUGAGGAUGCCUCCGCUAACGAGUCAGGCCCCGGUUUUUGCCGCAGGAGCCGACACGAGCGUGAGGAUGCCUCCGCUAACGAGUCAGGCCCCGGCACCCUCUAUGACUUUUCAACCUGAUAUUUUCGCCCACGGAUCGACCCAAAGCGUGAGGCUGCCUCCGCAAGCGGCUCCAGCGGCUUCUUUUUCUGUUGAUUCUGUUCCCCAGACCCGUCAGCCUUUCACGCUGGCUACCGCAGCACCAAUGCCCAUCCCACCCAACGCAUUGGCCUUGGAACCUCCCCCUGUCAUCAAUUCCAUCAGGCAACAGAUCCUCGCAGAAAUUGAGGCAGCCGGCAUCAGAAGCGGAUCUUCACCCAACACUAGUGCCUCCCUAUUCAACUAUAAUAUUCCCUUAAAUCAUCCACUCAAAGACCUUCUUACCGCCUCUCUAGAUACUAUACUCCAAGCAGUCUCAAUGGGAACUCUUCAAACCUAUCUGACAGCUUGGAGAAGCUUCAGAACUUUCCAUCAUUUACACCAGACCCCUUUAGCCAACUUCUCUCUACUUACCAUAACAUCAUUCAUAUCGUACCUGCAUAAAGUCAAACACCUUCGAAUCAGCACAAUUAAAGGGUAUAUGAGCGGAAUCCAAUUUUUUCACAAACUAAUGUUAGGUUCACCCUCAACUGCUAUCACUAAUCCCCAGACCGCCAUGCUUUUAAAAGGUAUUGAAAAAACCCAACCCAAGAGUCCAGAUCCCAGGUUACCCAUAACCAUAGAAAUCCUUUCAAAAUGUCUAGCCACUCUUCGCAAAGGCUACUCCUCAGUACAUACUGCCCGAACCCUAGACGCCAUGUUCGUGUUAGCCUUUUUUGGUUUCCUCCGCUGUUCAGAAUUCACUGUUUCAGCCACCUUUGACCCAAACCUACACCCAACCAUCUCUGAUCUAGCCAUAAUAGAUGACGAAGCCAUCUCAUUUUUUAUCAAACACAGCAAGACGGACCAAAUGAGAAAAGGACACCACGUAUACAUUUUCAAAAUUCAAACUCCCAUCCAACCAUACCAAGUUCUCAAAGCUUACACUUCCUACCGUUGCCACCAGAUUAAAUCCUCUUCCGACCCACUUUUUGGGGAUGAAUUCAACCGCCCAGUAACCCGCUUUUGGUUUCAGAAGCACCUAAAACAAGUUUUGCUAACAUCUGGCUUCCCCCCCCAUGAAUUUUCAAGUCAUUCCUUCCGCAUUGGAGCAGCCACAACAGCUGCUCAAAACGGACUCCCAGACUCCCAGAUACAAACCCUUGGCCGCUGGUCUUCGGAAGCUUUUAAAAAAUUACAUCAGGGCAGAUCGUGCUUCCAUCAAAGAAGCCCACCAAACACUCACGGCCCAGCAAACGGACAUAAGAUCACACCGUCACACAUAAACCCAUCAUCACCCUCGAUCCACUUCCCUGCCUCCGCAGAAGCUAGUACCGGCAACUCAAGCUGACACCCUCAUCAAAAUCUUACACAGCCCUACCGCAACAGAUUCCUUCUCAGAUAACAACAACUGUCGCAGCGCGACCGCUCUUGCAGAAGCCCAAGCUUUUAUUUCACUCUCUGCCACAGCAGAUGCCUUUUUUAAGCCAGUAUCGCAGCAGUGACCGCCCCCACAGGGGCCCGUGCUUCUUUCACUUCCUCUGUCAAUAAAACCUUCCCUUUCCAAC
Misgurnus anguillicaudatus (oriental weatherfish) is the source of this 1988-nucleotide messenger RNA. The record is from RefSeq and is a predicted model, not a curated record. NCBI's taxonomy places the organism in Eukaryota, Metazoa, Chordata, Actinopteri, Cypriniformes, Cobitidae.